AUGGCAAGGGCAAUACUAGAAAGAAACAAGGAGUAUUCAAAGAACUGUAAUGUUCAAUGGAAUGGUGUGAAUGAUUUUGAGAUUAGUGAUGGUGAAUACUCAUUUUUUGUUGACUUGGAGAAGAAGCAUUGUGACUGUAGGUUGUGGAUGUUGAGAGAUCCUGAUCAACAUGUAGAGCACUGGUAUAUGAAGGAAACAUUUCUCAAGGCUUACAAUCAUUUCAUCCAAUCAAUACCCAAUACGAGAAUGUGGCCUAAAACUACAAAUCCAUCAAUAGAGCCUCCAAAAUCAAGAAAAAUUCCAGGAACACCUGGCAAGAAGAGAAGAAAGAGCAAGGAUGAGCCCAAAAAAUGGGGAAAAAAUUCCAGAAAAGGAGUAAAGGUGACAUGUUUCAUUUGCAAGAAAACUGGUCAUAACAAAGUUGUGUGUGCAAGAGUUAGAACACAAAAAACUGUUUGUCCUGAUACCAGUUCUGUGCCAAGAAUUGUGCCAAGAACUACCCAAACAACAUCUACAAUGGGAGGUCCAUCUACAAUGGGAGGUCCAUCACAUUCGACUUUCAGAACCACAUAUGCAACUACACAAUCAAGUCAACCAACUUCUAUUUGUGCUGACACAACAUCUGUGCCAAGUCCUGCUCAAAAUAGGGUUCAAGUUGGAACAGGAAGAGGAUUGGAAAGAAAAAAAGCUAAUGCAAGAGGAACCCCAUUUGUUACAGAAAGGGAUAGUUCUUCUAGUGAAUUGCCACCUUUAUCAGGUCACAAGAGACCAUACAGUUCUGCCUCAUUUGCUGCUGCUACUGGAGAAAACAGAAGGCCUGCAACUGGUUUUGGUGUUUACUCUAAUCCAACAACUGGAGCCCAAGUAUUUAAUCCUGGUACAUCAAGUGAGAAGAUUCUACGUGGGCCAACAACAUUGAAGAGUGCUUCACCAACCAAUAUAGACAUUGAUUUUAAACCCCGUGGCCUAAAAUGGAAGGAAAAAGAUGCAGUCAGCACCUCACAGUUACAACAAAUGAAAGCUAAAAAAAAAAAACUGGGAGUAGUUCAUUUGGGAAGUUGUUAUGAUUUUGGCCCAUGUUAA
This is a messenger RNA of Solanum pennellii, 1083 nucleotides long. RefSeq lists its product as uncharacterized. The record is from RefSeq and is a predicted model, not a curated record. Lineage: Eukaryota; Viridiplantae; Streptophyta; Magnoliopsida; Solanales; Solanaceae. Bases 1 to 1083 code for a protein of 360 amino acids. The transcript is spliced from 5 exons.